Phytophthora sojae is the source of this 842-nucleotide messenger RNA. RefSeq lists its product as hypothetical. Bases 1 to 705 code for a protein of 234 amino acids. The transcript is spliced from 3 exons. Lineage: Eukaryota; Oomycota; Peronosporomycetes; Peronosporales; Peronosporaceae. The record is from RefSeq and is a predicted model, not a curated record.
AUGUUCACGGAGGUAGCGUCGCUGGUUGCCGAGUUUGUGGUCCCCGGAGUGGGCGAGGUCGUCGUCGCUGCCCUCGGCACUGUGGGGAAGCUGGUGACGGAGAUGAAGGAGAACGAGGAAAUGUGCAAGCGCGUGCUCAAGCGCAUGACGUCCGUGCACAAGGAGCUGCUGAGGCUCAAGGACGACAAGGUGCUUCGAGAGCAAAACGAGACUCACGAGGAGAUCCAGGACUUCCACUUGCGCAUGGACGACCUCUUCAAGCUGCUGAACCUGACCCACAUCGCGGAGAUGUCGAAGUGGAAGCAAGAGUGGGAGGAGGACAAGAAGCUCGCCAUGCAGGAGAGAGCGGACAUCCUGGCCAACAACCAGGCGAUGAAGGAGGAGAUCCACAGAAUGGGGAACAAGAUCGAGGAGGGGAUCGCGCAGCUUGUGCCUUACAACAAGGUGGUGUCUCUGUCCAAGGCAAAGGUGCCGGUGGUUCCUGCGUGGUAUAUCCCCAGGGACGAGGUGGACUUCGAUCUUCAAGAAUGUUUCGACUUGGGCUUCUACGGCUCCGUCCAAACGAACCCGAUAAUGCUCGAGACCGAGGGCUUGGACGUGCAUCUGGCUAAUGUUGACAACCAACAAGUGCCAGUGGAGGUCGAGACUGCGGAUGUGCUCGUAUUGUACAGCGAGUAUGCCCAUCGAGUUCAACUUUUGCGGUAACUGCAGCGAGCCCCCAUCUUCAUAUCCUGCAGCAGCGAUCGUAACUAAGCGAUCAUGUGGAAGUUGUAGUGGGGAUGUUUUGUCGACCGAUCACUUCUGCCGUCAUUGCGGGCAAGAUCUGAGCGCUGCCGAUGUCU